Papaver somniferum (opium poppy) is the source of this 1698-nucleotide messenger RNA. Its product is annotated as F-box/LRR-repeat protein 3-like. The record is from RefSeq and is a predicted model, not a curated record. Gene Ontology annotation, cellular component: SCF ubiquitin ligase complex. The transcript has a single exon. The coding region runs from base 99 to 1538 and encodes 479 amino acids. Gene Ontology annotation, biological process: SCF-dependent proteasomal ubiquitin-dependent protein catabolic process. NCBI's taxonomy places the organism in Eukaryota, Viridiplantae, Streptophyta, Magnoliopsida, Ranunculales, Papaveraceae.
GUUUAUAUAUAUUCCUCCUUUUACCUACUCUAAAAUUUCUUUCUCUUCUCUUUGGUUCUUCAUCUUUAUCUAGAAAAUUCUUCUGUUCUUCUGUAUUAAUGGAGAAUUUACUAUGUGAUGAACUAAUUCAAGAAAUCUUCACUCGUGUACCUUCAACAUCAUCCUCAUCAGUUUCGUUGGUCUCUAAAAGAUGGUUAAACCUGUACAGAACUUCAAUUACUUCACUUUCAAUUUGUAUAAACCAGAAUAAUAACCCUUCUUCAAUUUCUUCAUUUCUUUCUAAUUACCCUCAUCUUUCUUCGAUUACAAUCGUCUCAGAAUCAAACCCAAACUCCAAAAUUUCAUCUUGUUGUGAUCAUGUUUUGAUGUCUGUAGCUUCAAAUUGUUCUAAUCUUCAUCUACUUAGAUUCUUAGCUGGGCCUAUAUCUCCAUCUUCUUUAAUAUAUGUAUCAAAUUCCUGUAAACAUCUUACUUCUCUUCAAGUUUCAUCACCCAGACCUUUGAAUUUCCACUGGCUUAAGAAUUUCCCAUUUCUGAAAGACCUAUCUUUUACUAAUUCAAGCCCUAAAUAUGAUGAUUAUCUAACACUCCACAGCCUCAAUUCCCAUCCUGAUUAUGAUUCUGAUUCUGAGGAGGAAACUCAGGUUUCCGGAAAAUCUGGGCUGUGCUUAGAAACUCUGUGUUUAUCCGGUAUUGGAGCUGAGGGUCAUGGAAUGAAGUGGUUAUGGAAGAAUUGUAAAAAUCUUCGGAAUUUACGUUUAAAAAACUGUGAAAGCAUCGGGUAUGGUGAUUCAUUUACUUCAUUUUUUAACUGUUUAAAGAAUCUUGAACAAAUUGAGGUAAGAACAAGUAGAACAAUUGUUGAUGUUGUUCUGUUUCAAUUGUCGGAACACUGUAAUUCACUGGAUUCACUGCUCUUAUACGACGGAGGCAGUAGAGAAGGUUUGCACAGGUUUAUAACAAGUACUAAAUCGAGUAUUAAGCGUCUCGAUUUUCGGUUACCAUUAGACCUUGAUAACUAUCAUAUAUCUGCAAUUGGGGAGUGUUUUAAUGGUCUUGUAAGUCUUAGACUACAAAGUUGUUGUCUUAUUACAGGUGAAGGUCUUAAGAAUCUUGGGGCAGAUAGUAUGAAACUUGAAGAAUUAGCACUUAUAAAUUGUGAUGUUGUUGAGAGAGAACCUGGUCUGUUAACUACAUUGGGACAAAAUUUGAAGGGAUUAAGGAAAUUGGAUUUGUCUUUUAAUGAAAUGUUAGUUGAUAAGGAAUUGGUGUCUAUGCUUGCUUCUUGUAAGAAUUUGGUUGACAUUCAGCUGAGAGGGUGUCGUGGGAUAACAAAUUCUGCUAUGGUUUUAAUGUGUAAGAAUUGUAAAGGGUUAGAGAAUGUGGACAUCAGGCAGUGUUCAAGGGUGGGAGUUGAAGGUGUGGAUGUGAUUUUGAUGGCGUUGCCCAAGUUGAUAAGUGUUUUGGUUGAAGAUAUCAAGGUCUCAUCUGAUGCUAAGAAAUGGGUUUCGAAGAAAUUUAUUGUUAUUGAUAUUUGAUCUCAAUGUUGAAUGUAAAAUAAAACCUUUUCUUUUGUUGUUGUAAAUAAGAGAACGAUGAGUGAUGAGAAUCUCACUCUGGACUGUUCCGUAAUUGUAUUCAUACAAUGUAAGUUAAUGUUAAUCCAAAACUCAUGAAUGAAAACAUGAAAUUUCUUUA